This is a messenger RNA of Salvia splendens (bonfire salvia), 734 nucleotides long. RefSeq names its product probable nucleoredoxin 2. The record is from RefSeq and is a predicted model, not a curated record. Bases 197 to 457 code for a protein of 86 amino acids. NCBI's taxonomy places the organism in Eukaryota, Viridiplantae, Streptophyta, Magnoliopsida, Lamiales, Lamiaceae. The transcript is spliced from 3 exons.
AGCUUUGUUGACUUCACACGCCACAUUAAUGCAGCGUGUUGCUUCUCUACUGAACCAGCAAAUCCAUGACAGUACGACUACUCUUUUGUAGUUCCUUCUUCAUUUAUUACACACAACACUCUACUUUGGUGUUUGUGGGGCAGAGACAGAUAUUUUUAGAGAAGAGAAGAGAAGAGAAGAGAAGGGUAUUGCUGAAAUGACUUCUUCAAAACUCUUUUCUCUCCUGGCCUCCAAAGAUCGUGACUUUUUGCUCUCCCUCCCCACUGGAACAAGGGUGAUUGCACUAAUUUUGGUCAAUGUUUUGGAAUUUCUAUUAAGGCACAUUUACUUCUCUGCAAAUUGGUGCUGUAACUUCACCCCAUUACUCGCCAACGCUUACAAGCAGCUCAAGGACCGUGGGCCUGGCUUUGAGGUAGUGUUCGUGUCGUGUGAUGAAGACUUGCCCGCUUUUGAUUAGCACCGUGCUUUGAUGCCAUGGCUCGCCAUUCCAUUUUCCGACUUGGAGACGAAGAGAUCUUUGAACACAAGGUUCGGCAUUGAGGACGCCCCAAGCUUGAUCAUCUUACAACCCGCCUACGGCCAACAAGAUUUCACAAUUCUUAACGGGAGGAGGAGCUGCUGCACGAGGAAACGGAAAAGCGCGACAACCAGACUCAAACGGCAAGUGCUUGAUGAAGUUGUUACUCACUCCAUCCCACUAGACAUUUCUUUUGUUACAUGAUUUAAGAAAAUAA